This is a messenger RNA of Eimeria mitis, 609 nucleotides long. RefSeq lists its product as uncharacterized. Lineage: Eukaryota; Apicomplexa; Conoidasida; Eucoccidiorida; Eimeriidae. The record is from RefSeq and is a predicted model, not a curated record. The coding region runs from base 1 to 609 and encodes 202 amino acids. The transcript has 4 exons.
AUGAGGAGCAGCGAAGCAGCAGCUGAUGUGCAGCAGCAGCAGCAGCAGCAGCAGCAGUACGGCGGUGGCAGCAGCAGCAGCAGCAGCAGCAGCAGCAGCAACAAUGCAUGCACAGCGAGAGUCUGCAGGGCUCAGACACCCCACGACCUUGCUGCAGCAGCAGCAGCAGCAGCAGCAGCAGCAGCAGCAGCAGCAGCAGCAACAGAGUCUCGCCUGCAGCAGCAGCAACAGCAGCAGCAGCAGCGGCAACAGCUGCAGCAACACCAGGAACAGCAACAGCAGCAACAGCAGCAGCAACAGCUGCAGCAACAGCAACAGCAACAACAGCAGUUUCCGCCUCUAAUUGAGGCAGCAGCAACAGCUGCAGCAACAGCAACAGCAACAACAGCACAGCAGCAGCAGCAGCAGCAGCAGCAGCAACAGGACGAGCAGCAGCAGCAACAACAGCAGCAACAACACGACCAACAACAACAACAAGACCAGCAACAACAACAGCAGCAGCAGCAACAGCAGCAACAGCAGCAACAGCAGCAACAGCAACAGCAACAGCAGCAGCAACAGCAGCAGCAGCAGCAGCAGGAUGGCGCUGUGUCUGCUGCACAUGCUUGA